Pygocentrus nattereri (red-bellied piranha) is the source of this 3734-nucleotide messenger RNA. RefSeq names its product FA core complex associated protein 100 (gene faap100). Gene Ontology annotation, cellular component: nucleoplasm; Fanconi anaemia nuclear complex. Bases 617 to 3142 code for a protein of 841 amino acids. Gene Ontology annotation, biological process: interstrand cross-link repair. Lineage: Eukaryota; Metazoa; Chordata; Actinopteri; Characiformes; Serrasalmidae. The transcript is spliced from 9 exons. The record is from RefSeq and is a predicted model, not a curated record.
UGUGCUUUAAAUGUGACCUCAGGUUAGUUGUAUUGCCAGCUUUCGUUGACACCGUUUUGAAACAAAGUCGACAUACCGGCUCGUUCACAUUGAUGGGUUCUCCACGCUCAUUUGGCUUAAAGCCAAAAUACUCCCACACCGGAGCUGUGGAAUGUGGCUUUAAAAGAAAGUCUGGACUGGACGACUCUAAACGUUCUUGCUGGUGCUGUGUACUGCACUCAUUUCCUAACUGGUAGGCCUAGAAGUAAUGUUUUAUUAUUAUUAUUAUUAUUUGAGGCUUGUUCCAUUUCGUAGGGUAUGAUUUCAUCCAGUACCCCUUGUAACUCGGUUCCAAGGGGCAAGGCGACGCUCGAAGAUAAGGGGUAGGGGUAAAAAUAAGAAUAAGACAGACCAGCAGGUGGCAGAAGUCCCUUGCUGAGCUCAUGAUUUCAAUAGAAGAAGAAAGUUAUUCUGAUUGGCCAGUCAAAACUAGCGCGCUUCGCUAAUGUGGGAUAUGAUGGGACGGCGAAACGUCUGAAAGCGUCGGGUUUGUAGUUUUCGAGGCUGUAGCUAACGCUUGAGUUACAUAAGCAAGAAGAGAAUGGGUGUAGCGUUUCACGCCGAGUGAUAGGAGGUUAUGGAAGCGGUCAGGUGCUCCGUGGACUGCUGGGCAGAUUUUGGUGAAUUACUCUCGGGAAGAGUCGUUCAUACUGGGACCGAAGUACUGUUAACUACAGGUACCAGCGACCUGCUGGUCUUCAGUGGUCAAGAGAAAAGAGUUAAGAGCAUCUUGCAGUUUGACUCUCCAGUGACAUCCCUGGCUGUAAGUGAUAAGAACCGCCUCUAUGCUCUCUGCCAGAGCCAUGGCCUUUAUUGUACGAGUUUCCCACAGGAAUGCAGUUCUCAAUCAGUGUCAGCACAAAAGUGUGAUUCCUCCGUGUCCACAAUAUCCAGGGACUCAAUUGUUAUUGAGGAUGGGAAAAUGCAAGCGUUCAUCCUAGUAGAGGGCAUCUUAGUCAUUGUCAGUCUGCAAGAGUCUUUCUGGAGUUUUGACCUCUAUAAAGUGCCAAAUUGUUCGACAGGAGCCACAGUCUAUCGCAAGCAUGCCAGUGUCCAUGUCUCUCAGAAUACAGUGGGUGCAAGAAUUGGCUCAGCUCCAGUGUUGGCCUCUGUCUACCCCAGCAAGGACUCUUUAUCUAAGGGACGUACAUGUCAAGGACAUUACCUUCUUGAGCCUCUCCUUUUUAGGCUCUUAUUUGGAGUUGAUGCAGCUCUUGUUCAUUCUCCAGUAAUUCUCUGUGGUUUACCAGAUGGGCGACUUUUCUUUUUCCCGCUACUUUUCCCUUCAUGGGGAGAGCAAAAGCCACGAAUUAGGAUGCUCCACAGCCUGGAACAGCCAGUAACAUUCAUGGGAACCUCUGUCAUAGGAGAACAGGGGCCACAGUGUCUGGUCAUAGUUGGUCAGAUGGGUCGAAUUCUGCUGAUCAGGGCCAGUCAAACAAGCUCUGAUGGAAAGGCAGCAGAUUGUGGUUUCAUUGAGCAGACUGUGAGGGGACCUGUGGUGUGCGCCUGUGUGAAUGGUGAACAUCUGUUCUACAGUACCUCCACAACACUCCUAGCUUUGCCUCUGAGCAAGACUGCAACAUCGUCAGCAUUUUCAUCCCUCACAGCAGCAGAGGGAGAGAGAGAGAGCAUUAGGCAAGAGAAGCCUGCACUGCUCUCUCAGAGUGCUGUUUGUCUAAGUGUGUCCCGAGUGAUUGCACUAGCUGAACCUUCCGUCACUCCUACAGGUCAUGUGCAGCUACUAUUGUUGUCUCACAGUGGGAGGCUUCUUCAGGUGACUCUUCCUCAGGAGUCAGAUAAAGAUUCUGUGUCUCGACUUACUUCAUCAAAAGUGGGCCAGACAGUGAAAGACCUCCUUGCUGGUAUUGGAAAUGUUUGGGAGAGAGCAACAUCAGUGAAACUCCAACUACAGUUGAAGAACAAUGUCCUGAAGCAUUUGAACCAAGUCAUCAACAUCUGCAGCUUGUUUUUGACCUAUCAGAAGAGCAGUCAAGAGGGCAAGGAUUGCAAGCCACCAAUCAGCUGUCAUGGUGUAGCAAAGUGGAGUACACUGCUACAAAAAGAAGCUUUGGUUCUUACUUGUACUUUGGAAAACUUAAGUGCUUAUGUGCUGGACCAAGGAUGGACUCUCUGCAUUGAAGUCCAGUCACCCUAUUCUCUCACUGCUGAGGGUACUUCCAAGACUUACUCAUUUGCUUUGAAGAAAUUAGACUGUGGUCAGAAAAUGGAAGUGAAUUUACCUCUUGAGAGCAGAGGUGAGGAAUUUGUUCCAGUCAAGAUCCAGUGUUUCCUGGUCUACUCCCUACAGUCUUUACUUCACAAAGAGGAAUGCAGAAACUUCUCAGCAAGUGAAAUCCCGGUGUCUCAUUUUCUUGAAGACAAAAGCUGCAUCAGUCUGACUCUGAAUACUCUAACACUGGACUGGCUAGAUUGUUUAAGGAUUGGACAGCCGGCCUCACAUAGUGAGAUUCCCAAACAAAAUAGCGUUUGGGAAGCCACCUGCAUUUUCCUGAGCUCCAGACGGAUUCACACAGAGGAGCAGCCUAUGCCAAAGCCUGAUCACCAUGUAGUAGCAAUUCGGAUAUCUUUUGAUCUCCUAAAAACGGUGCUUAGUUUCCGUGAUUGCAGCAGUGCAGUGCUGUGCGUUUCUGUGCUUAACUGGCUAUUAUUUGGAAUGUUUGAGACAGGGGGACAAAAGUUUGUGGAGAGUGCAGUGGUGUGUGCCCAUGGGCCAGAUAGACAACCAGUUAGACUGCUGGCCAAAGAGGUUAUAUUGAGUGAUGUUAACUCUGAAGGGCCCCUGUCUGUGGUGGAGGUUCAGGUGCAGAGUUCCUCCAUGGCAGCAGUAUUUGGACUACAUCACGCUGUGCUGCGGCGUGUGCAGAGCCUUCUGAAAGAUGCUCCCAUGAAAUGUGCAAACCCUGGGCAGCUGAAAGGACAGCGUUUGUGUGAGGCUGUUCGGCAUGCUGAGUCUCUUUAUAAGGACCUCCAGGACUCUCAGUCUUCAGCUGCUUUUGGUGGUGUGAUGAAGACAAGGACUUCUGAGUCACUGUUUGAUCUCUACUUGCAACUCAGGGAGAACCCAUUGGUCAUUCUCUGACUUACAGAGGCAAGGGGAGGUUCACAGUCCAGGAACCAGUUUCUGAAGUAAUGGACAUGUUGUUUAUUUAAAAGUCUUUUAUGGCAUAUACUUGAAGGGUUAAUUUGAGCCACUAUUGGCAGAAAAUACAGUCAUUUGGAUUUUAGAAUGCCUUUUUUAUACAGUUCAUGGUUCUACUAUAUGUAUGGUUGUACAAAAGUCUGUUAUCACAGUAUAUUAAACAAAAUAAAAUGACCACACAUACAUGAUUAUUGCUCAUCAGUAAUAAUCAUGUUAUUUAGAUUAACAUUUCACCUAGUGUGCAAAAUCACAAUCAUUAACACAGUAAGAAUAUUAGUGAAAUCAAAAUCUCUGAUGACCUACCCUGAAUUUUCUAGUAAAAAUGUACUAAAUACAACAACAAAAAAAGACUUUAACCCACACAGUAUUUAUAUAACACUGUUACAAAUGAUGCUUUAGUUUAGAUUACAGUUCUUUUUAGAUGCUGUAACAAAGUAAGAGUUUACCUCUUACGCAAUGAUGUGCUGAAACACUGUGGUUUUUGCUUCUGUAGCAUACAGAUAAUAAAGAAUAAAGCAAUGAGUGAUUUAAA